GCGUUUUUUAGUAUCUCAUCAAAAAUGAGGAGCAUACUAUCCUUAGGAAGUUAAGCCCAAUCGAUAAACCACACUGGAACGACUCAAGUUUUAUUUUCGUCCAAAGUUUAUUUAAAGUUUCCUCAUUGCAAAAAGUUAUUUUUGACACAAACUAUGGCCUCCGCAGGAGUUGCUUGUCUGCCUGCCGUACGCAGGAUCGCUGUCUUCGGAGGAACUCACGGCAAUGAACUGUCCGGGGUAUUUUUGGUCAGACAUUGGCUGAGGGACAAAUCAGAGAUCCAGCGUGGGACAUGCGAGGUUCAACCCUUCCUGACCAACCCGGCGGCUGUACUGAGGUGCACCCGCUACGUGGACUGUGAUUUGAACCGAGCCUUUACUGCGGAAAACCUGAGCAUGCUGCAAUGUGACUCCAUGCCUCAUGAAGUUAAAAUAGCACAACAGAUAAACCAAAUGUUUGGACCAAUUGGCAGCGAAAACGCCUAUGACCUUGCUUUAGAUCUUCACAACACAACAGCCAACAUGGGAAAUUGUCUGAUCUUGAAGACCUCCAGUGAUGAUUUUAUCAUUCAGUUGAUUCAUUAUAUCAAGAAUACUUUGGCGUUUAGUAAUUGUCAUGUGCUGCUGCUCGAAAACCCUGCAGUUCAGUAUGGUGCGAUAAGAAUGGUUGCAAAGCACUCUGUAGGCCUCGAAGUGGGUCCUCAGCCUCAAGGAGUGGUCAGGGCAAAUAUUUUGGAAAACAUGAGGAAGCUGGUUAAUAGUGCUCUGGAUUUCACACAUUUCUACAAUGAAGGCAAGGAAUUUCCUCCAUGUUCCCUUGAUGUUUACAAAGCUUUUGAGAAAGUCAACUACCCCAGGGAUUCAGAAGGACAGAUUAUUGGUAUCAUUCACCCUCAGCUGCAGGAUAAUGACUGGAAACAACUGAAUCCAGGUGACCCCUCAUUCCUGACUUUGGAUGGAAAAACCAUUCCUUACAGUGGAAGUAGAGCUGUGUAUCCAGUAUUUGUGAAUGAAGCUGCUUAUUAUGAGAAGGAGUCGGCCUUUCUGUUAACUCAGAAAGUUACCCUAAAGGCAAACAGUGUGAAGGUUUCCAAAAAUUAACUCGAGGAAUUCUUCUAGAGGUCUUAAGUGCUGUAUAUCAGACCAAAGACUGAUUCCACCACACUGCGCACAAUAAGUGAAAAAGUGUUGCUGCUUUCGGUUAUUAUUUUUCUUUUUAACAGAAGAGAGGAAGAUAAAGGUGCUUCCAGUCUAUUUUGAGCAGUCAGCUGAGGAAAAGCAGGCAUUGCUGGGUGACACAAGUCUUUUUCCACCCCAAACCAUGUGGGAGCGGGAGAACUUGACCGCAGUGAGGUAUUGAGUAGGUCCACUCAACUGAAAAUGUGAAAAUCUUGUACCUUGAGCUGUUAACCCUGACUUUGCUGGACACACAGCCAGUAGCAUUAGAAUAGUGCUGACGAAAGGUUACAUCAGUCAGGUAUUCUCUUUGAUUGAAUUUAAAUUAAUUUCCCCUUUUAUCCACUGAGCACUGAGAAGUGUAGCUUAAUUUACAUUAUUAGCACAUCAUGAUUUUAAAUUUACAACAAUACAAUGGUUCAUUUUGAUCUUAUUUCCUAAGAAAUAAUAAGCAAUUUAUUACUCUGAUAAGCUGCUCUGAUAAGCAGUUACAUAAAUGCAAAGUACUUUCUUUUCAAAAAAAACAUUGAAUAGUUAAAAAUCUUUGCUAACUACAAAUAAGGCACUUUGUUGAGAUUCAUCAAGAAAUAAUACCUUCUACAUAUAAAAUAUCCAUGGUGGCACACUAAUGUUAUUAAAAUAUUGUCUAAUGGUGAAACUGAUGGGGUAAACCUCAGGGAUAUGUUCUAGUUCCAUUCCUUUUCAAAUACAUGGCAUAUAACAGCAGCAUCCAAAUCAAUAUAGUCUUCAAUUCUUAGUAACAUAGAAACAAAGAGAUGAGUAUUUAAUCAUCUGUACUGUCUGCCUACUAGCCUGCCAUUAGAGGAAAUGCAAGUGGUUACAAUGGGUUUGCCAAUUUACACUCAUUGAGAAAGUAACUGGAUAUCUAUGGAGCUUCACAAUGCACAUCAAGCCCUUCAUUACAUAUCCAGAUGAUUAUGGAAUCUAAGCGAGGUGUAACUUAGCUUAAGUAUCCAGCACAUCACUGGACACACAAAACCACGAGUGGAGGUUAAAGGGUAUGCUGGAAAUGGGAAAGCUACGGUAUUAUUGUUUCUGUAGAGACCUGGAUGUAGGAAUAACAAUAACUUUCCCAUUUCCAGGAGUCCAAAGGCCAAAGGUUGUUCAGUUAAAGAAAAAGGCUCUGUUUUCCCCAAAGGAAACAGAGAAUGGGAUUGGGCUAUGCAUUACACCCGGUAUUAUGGUUUAUAUUAACCUUCAUGAGAUCAUUACAUCCCUUUCACACUUGAAAUCAUCCCUUGUGAGUCCUUCUCAAAGGUGCAUGAAUCUGUCCAGCCUUGUAAUGCUCCGGGAUGAGAGGCGAGUUUGUGAUCUGCCAAAUCUCUUUAAAUUUGAUUUGAGGAAUUUUAACUGAGUCAUAACUGGAAAGCCCACAUCCCAGUCGUGAUGUGCAGCGAAACUGAUGUGUCAUUAUCAUGAAGCUUUUUCUUAAUCCUCUCGUUAGAUCCGUGCAUUCUAGUUUCAUUUGAAGGCUGCAGACUGGUGUGUGGCCUGGUGUCAGUGCUACUAAAAGUUGUAUUUCAGUGGAGGUGGGGUUGUUUUCCAUUAGUUGGCAUGGCAAACGGUGUCAUAAAAGUGAGCCACGUUUGGCUAAGCUGAGAACUAUCAAGCCUUGAAAUCUGGACUGGAAAUGAGAAUGGAGAUCAACCAGUACAGAAGCUCGAAGUUUAGCCUCAGACCAGAGGACGAAUGCCCAAUUACAUGCCCUCCCCAGGCAGGGUUCCGUUCCUAUGAACUGCUUGUAACCUGAACAGCCUGCAAGUUGGAAAAGUGGCCACAAACCAAGUUCCUACAUGACAGAAGUUACCUGUAGCCCCACAGCAGCCAGCAAAUCCAUCCUGCCAGUCUCCCAAACGCUUGUUAUUAUGUACAGGCUGUACAUAAGUCAGGUGUUCAUAACCUGGGGUGAACCUGUACCUUUUGGUUUCUGCACUCAAAAUGGAAUUCUGAACCUUGAUCUAACAAUGUUUUCCAUUUGUGACCUGAAGAGAAAUUCUUUUCCUAAAGAAGUUAAUUUUUGAAGGUAUGCAGUGCUUUUUAUUCCUCACCUAAUAUCAAAGCUACCAAGUAACUCUUUACUUAAUUCUAAAUCAUUGAUAAGUUCUUCGAAUAUAAUAAUUUCAGAAAAUGCCAGAGUUACGGGAUAUUUAUUUUACAAAUGAGAGCAUUUUGAAGUUCAUGUUUUAACCAAUCUCAGGGCAAAAAUUAACAUAAAAUACUUUCAAUGGUAUUUUUCCAGCCAGUUUUUUUUCUUGUAAUCCAAGUUUGAUAUUUUCCUUGAUUCACUAACUUUACUCCUUUUAAGGCAUAUUAAUCAUUAGAAAUGUCUACAAAUUUAUUCUGUUUUAAAAGUAGACCUACUUUAAUUGUGUUUUUGUUUUAGAAGUUUAGUGGUAGUUCUAUGUAUCAUAUAACUAUGCAAAUCCUAACCUGUCAGGGAGUCUUCCCAGGCACAAGUGGCUUCUGUUUGUUGGACAGCUGGUUUCUUUAUGAAAAAUAGCAAUUACAAUAUUGUGUAGGCAGAAACACUUCUUUUGCAUAACAAUUUAUUUUUUUGAUAGGUUUUUGUUUUGAACCAUCAUUGUGUUUUCUGGUCAAGUUUAACAAUAUUAAAAUGAAUUGACAA
Messenger RNA from Pristis pectinata (smalltooth sawfish), 3820 nucleotides. It is a transcript of the gene aspa, whose product is annotated as aspartoacylase. The record is from RefSeq and is a predicted model, not a curated record. Gene Ontology annotation, molecular function: hydrolase activity, acting on carbon-nitrogen (but not peptide) bonds, in linear amides; hydrolase activity, acting on ester bonds. The transcript is spliced from 6 exons. The coding region runs from base 154 to 1098 and encodes 314 amino acids. Lineage: Eukaryota; Metazoa; Chordata; Chondrichthyes; Rhinopristiformes; Pristidae.